UAACUACUAUCAACACAAUAUCUGGUCACUGGGUUUAGUACAUUGAUCUACACUGCUCUUCGAGGAACAUUUAAUCAUGCAAUCCAGGAUUCCUGGCCCCUCUGCUCGGGCAGCAGCAGUCAGUGAUACCAGGUCUCUGACAGCGAUGAACAGACCAGCACAAACUUUCGGUAGUUUGAACAAACACAGCCUCCUGCAGUGCAAAUCCGGGAGUCAGAAAGAUCUAUCUGACGGUCUGUCACAGCUGCCGGUCAUGAACGGGAAUAUCCAUCUCGGCUCCACCACGAGGCACCAGCAUGUUUCAUCCGUAUCUCAAACCAGAAAUCCGCUGCCUAAUAAAAAGCAACCGACAGAGAAGUCAUCCAAACAGACUCCCAGGCAGUUUAAUCCCUCUGCCUCUCCCUCGCUAAAUGAUUGUCAGAAAGCGCUCGCCUCAGGAAAUGAAAAGGGCUUAUCUAAUGCCAACGGAGUAGUGGAGGAAUUCAAAUAUCAGAGCAAGUUCUCUAAAAACGCCAGGCACCAUCGACCUGAGAUCUCUCCCAGCAACAGGGAGCAAGACAGCUCAUCGGAAUUCGCGGAGGUUGAGUUAUGCAUUACUGAAACAAAUGGCGGAGGAUCUACGUACAGCAGCCCGCAAAUGCUGCACAAGCAGACUCGCGCUUUGAGCAAGACUCACCAGAGUAUGAAGAAGACCUCAUCGAGACUCCCGGAAGGGAGUCAGAAAGAAGAGAAGAGAGCGAGCGAGAGGAUCAGUUCGACUGCGAAGACCUAA
Callorhinchus milii (elephant shark) is the source of this 772-nucleotide messenger RNA. Its product is annotated as neuron navigator 3-like. Lineage: Eukaryota; Metazoa; Chordata; Chondrichthyes; Chimaeriformes; Callorhinchidae. The record is from RefSeq and is a predicted model, not a curated record. The coding region runs from base 77 to 772 and encodes 231 amino acids. The transcript is spliced from 4 exons.